Bursaphelenchus okinawaensis is the source of this 696-nucleotide messenger RNA. NCBI's taxonomy places the organism in Eukaryota, Metazoa, Nematoda, Chromadorea, Rhabditida, Aphelenchoididae. The record is from the annotation of a GenBank genome assembly.
AUGCCUCAGACUAAGGACCAACCCGAAAAGCACACUUCUGGUGACGAAUCUUCCGAUGAGGAGGUAGAGGAAGGCCAACAAAUCACCGAAGAGCAAGCCAAGUUUGCUGCCGCUGCUGGUCUUUCUGAACAAGUAAGUUCUACGCCCUUAAAUAUUUAAACUCGUGCAAUGUUUUUGAAACUUAAUGCAAUGGUUUUAAAAUGUAAGGUUUAUUUUAUAUUGAUCUUUGAAUUUUAGGUAUCAGAAAAGGGCUCGAAGCAAUCUCGUUCCGAGAAGAAGGCUCGCAAGUUGUUCGCCAAGCUUGGUUUGAAGCUGGUCCAUGGCGUUUCUCGUGUUGCCAUCAGAAAGUCCAAGUCCAUCUUGUUCGUCAUCAACAAGCCUGACGUCUACAAGAGCCCUGGAUCUGACACCUACAUUAUCUUCGGAGAAGCCAAGAUUGAGGACCUGAGCCAGCACUCUCAGCUCAACGAUGUCGAGAACUUCAAGCCUCCAACUGCCAAUACUGCUCAAAACGUGAACCGAUUGGCUCCACAAGCUGAGGAAAGUGACACGGAAGAAGUGGAUGCUACGGGUCUGGAAGAAAAGGACAUUGAGUUAGUCAUGUCUCAAGCGGGUGUCAAUCGAAACCGAGCCAUCAAAGCCCUGAAGAACUCGGAUAACGACCUGGUGAAUGCCAUUAUGGAGUUGACUAUGUGA